Molecule: messenger RNA, 3113 nt
Organism: Miniopterus natalensis
Lineage: Eukaryota; Metazoa; Chordata; Mammalia; Chiroptera; Miniopteridae
Gene: FASTKD1
Product: FASTK mitochondrial RNA regulator 1
Biological process (GO): mitochondrial RNA processing; regulation of mitochondrial mRNA stability
Cellular component (GO): mitochondrial matrix; ribonucleoprotein granule
Molecular function (GO): RNA binding
Source: RefSeq, a predicted model, not a curated record
AUAACAUAUUUCUAAAACAAAUUGUUUUUCAUAAUUAUCUUUAGUUCAUGUAUUGCUUCACCAUGUCUUAUUUCAUUACUUGAUUUUUUUAAUACUUUCUGAUUGGACCUUAAAUCAUCUUGCUUAUUGGUUAAAACCUAUCUAAGGUCAAAAGUGACUAAAUUGUUUGACUUAUUUUGGGGCACCAGGAGAAAGGAGCAAGAAAUCCUGAAAGCAAAUAUACCAGAGAGUUAUCCUGCUGAAAAAAAUUUUUAAUUAUGGCUCUGAAUUAAUGGCUACUAUUUGUAGAAACUUUAAAGAAGCUGUAUAUUGGAGUGGGAUUUGGAGUCAUCAUAAUGGAAGCAAAAAAUAUAAAGGAAAAACAGUUAUUUUUAUUCCAGCAUAUUGUACCUGGCUACUAGUUACAAAUGGUUUUCUUGACCCAGGAAAAUUUGUGGUGUAAAUGAAAAGACACCUUUUUUCUAGACUCAGUGUUUACAAAUAUGCUUCGCCUAAGAGCUAUUUGUGCAUUCUCCUGGAGAGUGUUUCACUUUCGACCCUUCAGUUGUGAACCAUUAAUUAGCCAGAUGGAUAAGUGUACAAAUGAAGAGCAAGUAUUUGAUCUUAUUGAAAAAAACAAAGCCAUACUUUCAGAAGAGCAAGUGAGAUGUGCAUUUAAUAUACUUUGGCAAUUUCAAAAACAGAAGACCAGCUUGUUAAAAAGUGUUGAAUAUAUCAGAGACCAUCCCCAAUUUCUUACUCUUUAUAAUUUAACUGCAAAUAAAAUGGAAUUUAUGAAUGACGAUAACCUGGUGAAUGUGUUGUACAUCACACAACAGUUUGCUGUUGAGGCCCAUGACCCACUAGUUGAGGCACUAGUGACAGAAGCAUGGAGAAGACUGGAAAGGUUUGAUGUUAAUGUGCUGUCAAAAUUUUCCUCUUGCCUAGCAGAUCAACACUUAUAUUUUAGUCCAUUAAUGGGAAAAAUAGCUGAUAUUGUAAAUAGGAACUUUGAAACCAUACAGGACUUAAGGCCCUUGUCUAUUUUGAUGGUCAACAUAUCUUCUUUAAUAUCACGACGUUUUCAAGAACAAUUAGUGAACAAAACAGAACUUCUUUUUGACACCAUAGAUUCUUCCCAGGUCAACACUGCAAGAAGAAUAGUACAGUUUCUUCGAAAUAUUAAAUAUAGUUAUUAUCCACUAUUAGAAAGGUGUAAUAAUGUGUUUUUAAGCAAUGUGAACGACCUUGAUUUGGACUCUAUCAGUAAAAUACUUAGUCUGUACCAGACUCUACAGUUUCAUAGUUUUGAAUUUAUUUUAAUAGCUAAAAAGAGGCUAACUGAAAUGAUUCCUCUGUUUGAUCAGCCUGCUAGCUUUGUGAAAUUGUUUGUAGCAUUGGGACCCGUGGCAGGACCUGAAGAAAAGAAACAACUUGAGUCAACUAUAUUACUGAUGUCAGAGGAGCUGACCAGCCAGCAAGCCCUGGCAGUGCUGGGAGCAAUGGAAGAGAUGGAAAGCAGAAAUUCACAUCUGAUUAAAAAAAUUGCUUCAAUUCUGCAUAAGAAUUUGGAUACAUAUAGCCCAGUAGAGUUAUUGAAGGUAACUCAAGCAUUGAUCUUUCUACAUUUCCAAAGUAAAGAGCUUUUUGUGAAACUCAGAGAAUUACUGCAUAGUUAUUUGAAAAUUAGUGUCAAACCUAGUGAGAUUUCCAUCCUGGUCUGUGCUAUUUCUAUGCUUCCAUCUCCUCACCUAGAUGAAGCGGGGAUAUCUCGAAUUGAAGCAGUUUUACCACAGUGUAACCUAAAUGACCUGAAUAGUUUUGCCACAUCUAUUUUAAGAUGGAUUCAGUAUGGUCAUGUGUAUCUGGAUAAUACUACUGGAAAACAGCUGACACUACUUCAAAAAGUAGCUCACUAUGGUCAUCAGAGACUACAAAAAUACAACCAUUUGAAUCUGUUAUGGGAAGAACUUAAAUCUUUAAAAGGAGACUGGUUUUCUGAGACACUUCUUGAAGAAACAGUUGCUACUUUGCAGUGUUUGAUGGAUGAAAUUAAUUACACAAAUGUUGUGGGAAUUGCAUCUUUUAUUUCUAGAACUAACUACCUCAAUACUUUGCUACUUGAUAAGAUAGCCUCAGUGGUCCUUCAGCAAAUUGAAAAGAUCCAUCCUUUUGCAGUCUUUGCUAUUAUUCUUCCAUUCAGCAUCUUGAACUAUGAUCCACCUCAAAGGGAUGAAUUUUUUGGAGCUUGCAUUCAACACCUUAAUUCUUACUUAAGUAUAUUGGAUCCUCUAAUGUUAGUGUUUCUUGGUUUCUACUUGGCCACACUUGAAUAUUUUCCAGAAGAUCUGCUAAAGACAAUUUUUCACAUCAAAUUUUUAGGCAGAUUGGAUUCUCAACUUGAACUUUUAUGUGCAUCUCUAAAUAUGAGGGUCCAGUUUCGUCUUAUGGAAUUAAAUAGAGCAGUCUGCUUGGAAUGCCCUGAGUAUCAGAUUCCGUGGUUUCAUGAUCGCUUCUGUCAACAACAUUAUAAUAAAGAUAUUGGCAGCCUGAAUGGAGCACAGCAGCAGAUUUAUAAAAUGUUAGCAGAGAUAUUAGGAGGAAUCAAUUGUGUAAAAGCCUCAGUUCUUACACCUUAUUACCACACAAUAGAUUUUGAGUGUAUCUUGGAUAAAAGAAAAAAACCUCUUUCUUAUGGCAGUCAUAAUAUAACUUUGGGAAAACUGCCAGAAACCCAAAUAGUUGGAUCAAGGCUGCCACCAGGAGCUGAAAGAAUUGCUUUGGAAUUUUUGGAUUUAAGAGCUUUCUGUAGAAACAUCCCUCAUUUAAAAGGAAAAUCUGCUAUGAAGAAACGACAUUUGGAAAUUUUAGGCUAUCGUGUAAUUCAGAUCCCUCAUUUCGAAUGGAACUCUAUGGCAUUGUCAACAAAGGACGCUCGAAUGGACUACCUGAGAGAACGUAUAUUUGGAGAUGGCAAAUCAUGAUAGUAGUUUUUAUUUAAAAUUAUUUAUCAUGGUGUGUCACAUAUGAACUUAUUUUAAUUAAGUGGCCAGACUCAGUUAAAUAAUAGUAUAGAAUUGAUUGGUUUUAAGGUCAUUUGAAUCAGUAUUAAAAUAAACAGACAUUUUAUAAUA